GGAAAAUGCGGGUCACGUCGGAAUCGAAUUCCGGCCCGCCAAGCCGUACACCAUCCAUCAUGGACAGCCCGACGCUGGUGCGGGUGGAACGAGCCCGUUUGCGCCAGGAAGCGGACAGCAACGGGCAGCGACCGGGUAGCGGCCAACGCGAGGACAGUCUCGAGCGCUGUCUGCUCGAUCCGAAGAAAUCUCUACUAAUUGGACGAAUCCCGGUAGCACAAAUGACUGGCCCGAUUAAGCGAGGACUGCUCUGGCAGCAGCGUGAUCGGCUGUUCUCCCGCUGGAAGGAAAGAUACUUCAUCCUAACACGUGAUUAUCUCAAUUGUUUCAAACGGGCGACCGGAUCUGCGUCGGAGAAGAUUUCCGACAUGGGACAGUUUAUAUUUAAGAUCAAACUAGUCGAUGUGGAAAAGGUGGAAUGGUUGAAUCGGCGGUCGUACAGCGCGAUAGGCCUGCUUCUCGGUUCACGAGAAGGACGCGUCCUGUUGCGCAGCGACCAGGGCCUGGAGGAUUGGUUCGAGCUGCUGGAGGAGUGCACGCUGAGCAGCAAGGAGCGGCGUCGUGCUCUUCGGCUAACGCAAGGGCCACGAUCGCGCGCCUCGCUAGCGGCCCCAGUAUCGGCGGCUUCACUGCAGAGCAACCACCUCGGGCUCGGCGGUACCUACUCGGGUGCGAUCGAGGACUGGCUAAUGUCGCGCCAUCAGAAACCGGGCGGACAGCGGUUCAACCACAUCCUGCUGUCGGAUUCGGUGCCCGAUCUCAGCUCGAUCAACGAGAAUGGGCUGUGCAGCGGUUUGCUGACGAACCAUUCGACCCCGAAGAAGGUGCCGAAUGCACGCCACAACCUGUCGGCCGGUGGUGCCUCCAGCAAUGGGUACAGCAGCCACAACGGUAGCCUCUACAAUGGGUUCCCGUACUCGCCGCUGAAGAAGCUGGCGGACAACUUUGUGAAUGGUAAUCACAGCUACACGCUGCACGACGAUCUGGAGGAGGAGGUUGAGUUACGCCGCGGUGGACGCUACCGCGAGAAUGACGAUCUGUACAGAAGACCGCUCGGUCCGGGUGGGAACGAUAGUAGCCGCCAUUCGUUCCUCACCGAUUUGGAUUAUACCGGUUGUGAUAGUGGGCUCGAUACGCCACCAUCAACGCACCGUCCAUCGAGCUGCCGAGACAACAUUUACUUCGGUUCGGCUUACAACCACCAUGGACAUGGUUCCGGAUUCCUGGGCAAGGAUAAGACAACCGACACCGGCAUCAGUUCGUCCCGGGGAACGCUCGUUUCGCCGGCGAGCAGCAUUCGUCAUGGGUACGUCAAUGUGCAGAACUUCAACGGCAACAGCACGAACAACAACAACCAUCUGAACAGUUAUGGAUCUCGCUACAGCGUACAGGAGCAGAAGAUUCUUCGUGCUCGCAAUACGGAGGAGAACAAAAAUUCGAUCCGUUCGGUGCGGGCAGAGUUUUUCGAGCAAAGCAAAUAUAACAGCAAUGGCAGCAACAGUGCCCUCGCCAACAACAAUAACAACAUCAACAACAAUGGUAGUGGUGGUGGCCACCAUCCCUCACACUACCAUCCGCAUCCGCAUCAUCAACACGUGGCGCAGCAUCCGAACGGUGUGGUCGGAAGCAAUGGCAACAUUCAUCAACAUUUUAACGGACUAAACAACAACACCACUAGCAGCAACAGCAACCACAACCACAACCACAACAACAACAACAAUGGGAAUGGUGGAGGAUCGACCCUUAACGAUCGUGCCUCGUUCCUGUCCGCCAAUGGCAACACGAACGGUUCGCAGCGCGAUCGCUACCAGCAACAUCCGGCCCUGGCUGCCAUCAUCAACGAAUCGCAGGGAAUGAAAUUCCGAGAUCGUUCCUAUUCCGACUGUCAGCAGGCACCGCGAGCACGCCAGUGGACCAGCAAUACACCGAGUCCGAAGCGUAUCCCCUUUUUGGGCACUCCACCAACCCGGGUGUAA
Anopheles marshallii is the source of this 1976-nucleotide messenger RNA. RefSeq names its product probable serine/threonine-protein kinase clkA. The record is from RefSeq and is a predicted model, not a curated record. Lineage: Eukaryota; Metazoa; Arthropoda; Insecta; Diptera; Culicidae. The transcript is spliced from 7 exons. Gene Ontology annotation, biological process: actin cytoskeleton organization. Bases 6 to 1976 code for a protein of 656 amino acids. Gene Ontology annotation, cellular component: plasma membrane.